Thunnus maccoyii (southern bluefin tuna) is the source of this 3079-nucleotide messenger RNA. RefSeq names its product acyl-CoA synthetase long chain family member 2 (gene acsl2). The transcript is spliced from 20 exons. The record is from RefSeq and is a predicted model, not a curated record. Gene Ontology annotation, biological process: long-chain fatty-acyl-CoA biosynthetic process; very long-chain fatty acid metabolic process; long-chain fatty acid metabolic process. Gene Ontology annotation, cellular component: endoplasmic reticulum; membrane. Bases 108 to 2258 code for a protein of 716 amino acids. Gene Ontology annotation, molecular function: arachidonate-CoA ligase activity. NCBI's taxonomy places the organism in Eukaryota, Metazoa, Chordata, Actinopteri, Scombriformes, Scombridae.
UUUCUAUCAUCUGUAACUUGACGCGCGGGCAGAGCUCGAUGGAUACUCUGAGAUAAUUUGGGAGCGCAAUCUGAGAGAAAGAGUGGAGGCCUGCGGUUUACUUAGAUAUGCAUUUCCAGGAGUGGAUACGAUCACUUCGUUCCAGCACGGGACUCAAAGUGUCCGAAUCAGACGACCUCUGGAGUCUUCUGCCGUCUCUGCCUCUGUCCUCCUUCUCCCUGUCCUCCUUGUCUCUGUCUCCCUCUUCUCUGCUGGGUUUAGGAGCCCUCGCCUCCCUCACUGCAUAUUGGCUGGUGACCCGUCCUCGACCCAUGCGUCCUCCCUGUGAUCUACAAGCCCAGUCCGUAGCUGUGAACGGAGAUCCCAGCUGCAGGCGAUCUGCUCUCCUUAACGAUGACUCACUGCUGGAGUUUUACUAUGAUGACACCAAGACAGCCUAUGACAUGUUCCAGAGAGGCCUGAAGAUCGCAGGAAAUGGCCCUUGUCUUGGAUUCAGGAAGCCGGGGCAGCCCUACGAGUGGAUCUCCUACACUGAGGUGGCUGAACAGGCGCAGGUGCUGGGCUGUGGGCUGCUGGCCAAAGGCUGCCAACCGACACCGGAGCAGUUUGUUGGGAUAUUUGCACAAAACAGACCAGAGUGGAUUAUCUCAGAGCUGGCCUGCUACACUUACUCCAUGGCGGUGGUGCCUCUGUAUGACACACUGGGGCUGGAGGCGAUGGUCCACAUACUCAACUUGGCGGAGAUCUCUCUGGUGAUCUGUGACCGGGAGGAGAAGGCGGCGUCUCUGUUGGAGAACAAGGAGAAAGGCGUGACUCCAAAGCUCUCCUGCCUGGUUCUCUUUAACGAUUUCAGUGAGGCCUUCGUGGAGAGGGCGAAGAAUUGCCAGGUGGAGGUUUUGAAACUGGCACAGCUCAUGGAGCUGGGAAGGCAGAACCUCAAAGAUCCUGUGCCGCCCCAGCCUCAGGAUCUGGCCGUGGUUUGCUUCACCAGUGGAACCACAGGAAAGCCCAAAGGAGCCAUGAUCACCCACGGCAACAUCGCCUCCAACACUUCCUCUGUCAUUAAGAUCCUGGAGGGUUCAUUUGUGAUCCAGCAAGAGGAUGUGUCGAUCUCCUACCUGCCACUUGCUCAUAUGUUUGAGAGGAUGAUUCAGGUCUCAAUGUUCUGCCAUGGAGCCCGAGUAGGAUUCUACCAAGGAGACAUUUCUCUUCUUAUGGAUGACAUUAAAACUCUCAAACCCACCUUCUUUCCUGUUGUCCCUCGUUUGCUUAAUCGCAUCUAUGACAAGAUCCUGGGCUCAGUGACCUCUCCGCUGCGGCGGGCUUUGCUUCAUUACGCUGUGAGGAGGAAGCAGGCGGAGCUCAGCAGUGGCGUUGUACGUAACAACAGUCUUUGGGACAAGCUGGUGUUCAACAGGAUUCAGGCCAGUUUAGGAGGUAAUCUGCGGUUCGCCCUGACCGCUUCAGCACCCAUCUCCCCCACUGUGCUGUCCUUCCUCAGAGCCACUCUUGGCUGUCUGAUCUUUGAGGGUUACGGCCAGACAGAGUGCACCGCGGGCUGCACGUUUUCUAUGCCCGGUGACUGGAGUGCAGGUCAUGUUGGCGCUCCUUUGCCCUGCGCCAUGGUGAAGCUGGUCGAUAUCCCUGACAUGAAGUACUAUGCUAAGAACGGAGAGGGAGAGAUCUGCAUCCGAGGCCCCAGCGUGUUCAGAGGCUACCUAAGGGACCCAGAUAGGACAGCUGAAGCCUUGGACAGCGACGGCUGGCUGCACAGUGGGGACGUAGGCCAGUGGCUUCCAAAUGGAACGUUACGCAUCAUUGACAGGAAGAAGCACAUCUUCAAGUUGUCCCAGGGAGAGUACAUCGCUCCUGAGAAGAUAGAAAAUGUCUACAUGCGUUGUGUUCCUGUACUCCAGGUGUUUGUGCAUGGAGAUAGUUUACAGUCUUAUCUCAUAGGCAUAGUUGUGCCUGACCCAGAGGUGUUUGUUGACUGGGCUAAAGAGCGAGGAUUUGUGGGAUCCUACGAGGAACUGUGCCAGAAUCCUGAUGUAAAGAAUGCAGUAUUAGAGGACAUGAAAGCUGUGGGGAAGGAAGCAGGACUCAAGUCUUUUGAACAAGUGAAGGACCUUCACUUGCACCCAGAGACGUUCAGUGUCGCCAACGGCCUUCUCACCCCGACCCUGAAAAGUAGACGUGCCGAUAUCCGCAGAGUCUUUCAGGAACAGAUAGAAACCAUGUACAGCAAGACAGCUAUGUAAAGGACUCUGUUCACUAAUUCACACACACCACCCAAGAUUUUCUGGUGUCCAAUAAGGGAAUAAGAAGGGACAGGGACCUGGGAGAAGAAAAUUAAAUCCUUAAAUGUCCAGCAGUGCCUUGUGCAAAAUAUAAACCUGGAUAUAUUUUGGAAUAUUGGUAUUUUGCUUCACAGAAGUUUUAAUUCACGUCCACCCGUUCCUCCUCUUGCACAUACAUAUUAAUUCUUCACAUGAAAGAUUUCAUCUAAUGGGACCAAGACCAUUAUUCUGAUGUUUGUUCCAGUCUCAUUGCUGUCCACAUCACUAAUUCAGAGUUGUGAUUCACUGAGGUUUUUACUGGUAUAUAAAUUAUUGUGUAGCUGUUAAGAUAGGAAUCACAGAACUUAUUAGGAAUCAAGGUGCAGAAAUUUAGUUAGAAAUUUAUUUUAAGAUUCCCUUCUUCUUUCCCAUGCAAGGAUUUUUUUUUUUUUAAAGGGACACUGUUAAAGUUGGGUACUGGGAUGUUGUUGCUCAUGCAUUAACUGUAGGUCUGUAUUUUACUGUUGAUGGGUCCUCAUUUCACAUGUAAGUAUUCAUGAAACUUCCUUAUUUUUAAGCUUAUUGAUCAUGCAUUUUUCUAAUUGGGUCUGAAUGGCUUCCUAAACCAACAUAAUCCUUCAACUGAAGUUAAACCAUUAAAACUAAUGAGGAUUUCAACCAGCAACAAUGUGAAAAACUGUGUGAGCUGUAAAUAUUGCUUCUAGUGAGAUUUCUUAAAAGGACACUACUGACUAAUUCCAGUAAAGUAAAACUUAACAGUAAUAAAGAUUAGCUGCUGAUAA